AUGAGUCCCGAAAAUAUGGGUGUGAAAAAAAAUGAUAGGAGUGGCAAUAUUUCUAAUGAAGAGAAAGAUGAAUUGCUUCAAGACAAUACGAAAUCUGAAAUAGAAAAUAAGUUAAAUUUCGAAAAAAACGAUAAUGUAUUAUCUAAUGAUAAUGAUAACACGUUAUUAAAAAAAAAAGAAAAUGUGUAUGAAAAAAUACCAAGCAUAUAUGAUGAAGUUAAAAAUAUUCAUGACAUUGACCAUAUUUACAUACGCGGCCAUAAAAGUUCAUGCUCUGAUACGGAAUAUAUUAAUUAUCUAUCUUAUGAAAUCUAUGAAAGAGAAAGAAUCAAUUCUCUAUGUUCUAUGAAUCAUGAAUUUGAUUUAAUAAAUGACAGUAUAAAAAUAAAUGAAGCCCUCUUAAACAAUUUUAAAUGGAGAUGCAAUUUUAAUAAUGAUAAUUCGAAUGGUGUAGAAAAGGAAAACAGUAAUAUAUUAAAUAAUAUUAAUAAUUCUGAAAUAAAUGAGAACAGAUCAACUAUAUAUAAUAAUAAUGAAAAAGGGCAAAAGAGUAUGUUGUUCAACGAAAAACUAAAACAUUUAUAUAAGGAAUAUUUGUCAUAUUCAAUACCCGAAUCCCCCAGAAAUGGGAAAGGGGUUGUAAAUAGUCUUAAUAAUUUUCAAAGCAAACUAUUUGAUAUCGAAAUAAGCAACAACACAUGGGUGAACAUAGAAUCUGAUAGAAUUCAUUCUAAUUGUUCUGAUUAUAAAAGUACUAUAUAUAAUAGCAAUAGUCUAAAUAACAGUACUAUGAGCAUUAUUAGUGAUGAAACUAUUAAUAAUAGUAGCAAUUUAAUAGGGAAUAAUAUAAUAUAUGGGUAUUUAAAUAAUAAUAUAAAAUUAGAAUAUCAUAAAUACAAAAAAUUUAACGAUAUUCUUUAUUAUAGUCACAUAUUAUAUAUAUGUGAAAGUAUAUAUGAUAUAUGUAUAAAAUACCAAAAAGCUAGUAUACACCAUAAGAGAAUAAAGCAAAAGUAUGCAAAUUUAAUAUUUUGUAAAAAUUUAUCACAUAAAAAUUCAAAAGAUAUAAUACAAUUAGUACGUGAAUAUGAAAAAAUAGUACGUAAAAAUAGCUUUAAUAAAGAUGCUUAUAUAAAUGCUAAAAAUAAUAAAACUGAAUUUAAUAAAAACUUCAAAUAUGAUUAUUAUUAUGAUAAUAAUGAUUCAGAUGCUGAAAAUUGUAAUGGCAUGUUUUUUAAUUUUUUAUUACAAAGAGUUGAGAAAAUUAAAAAUAUAAAUAAAUAUAAAGAAUUUUGUGAUCAUCUAGAAAAAGUAAUAGGGGAUAAAAAUUAUACAUUUAAAGAAUAUUGUGAUAUUUUUUCUAACCUUAUUAUUACAAAUAUAAUAAAUGUUGUUCCAUUUUCAAAAUUUCAUUUAUUUAUUAAAAUUAUAGUUAAUUAUUUUUGGAGGUCUUCUAAACACCAAGAAUCUGGGUAUAAAAAUACUAUUGAUUUAAUUAAAUUUUGUAAUGCACAACAUAACAAUGAAAUGAAAGCUUCAAAUACAAUACAGAAAGAUAAAGACAGUCAUAAACCUUUGCAUGGCUCAAUUGUUCAACUAAAUUAUUUAGAUCCAAUUGAAAAUAAUAAUUGUGUGUCUAAUUCUUCUAUUCCAUCUAAUAAUCCAGAUAAUAAUUUAGAAAGUAAUAUGUCUAUGACAUCUAAAAUUAAUUUAGAGGACACAUCUACACUUAAUAAUGCACAAAAUGAAAAGAAAGUACUAUCAUUUGAAACAGAUAUGUUAGAUGACAAAGAUAUUAACGUUAUAAAAAAAUUUGCUGCAUUACCAAAAUAUAGAAAAACGUAUGCAAAUAGUAGAUUUAAAUUAAAUCAAACUAUUAGUAUAUAUGAUUUAUUACGUGAUAAAAAUUGUAAAGAAAAACCUUAUGCCCAUAACAGUGGUAUGAGGAAGAAAUAA
Plasmodium vinckei vinckei is the source of this 1956-nucleotide messenger RNA. RefSeq names its product conserved Plasmodium protein, unknown function. The coding region runs from base 1 to 1956 and encodes 651 amino acids. The record is from RefSeq and is a predicted model, not a curated record. The transcript has a single exon. NCBI's taxonomy places the organism in Eukaryota, Apicomplexa, Aconoidasida, Haemosporida, Plasmodiidae.